UUUGGUAUCAAUCAAAACCGGUCAGUCUCAUUUCGCAUUUCGGAUCGUGCAGCCUACUUGUGACAUAAUUGAAAUCAAUGUCGUUUUUCAAGAUUUGCAUUUUAUUAGCAGCGUUCUCGCUUAGCCUCGCCGAAAUUGUAGAUUUCAAGAAGUGCGGUGAUGUUGACGCCUGCACCAUACAAGAGGUACGCGUCGAUCCUUGUCCACAGGCUAGCGAACAUUUGGCAUGUCAUAUACGUCGCCGCCGUCCGGCCACUAUGUCCUUCGACUUUACGCCCAAUUUCGUUGCGGAGACGUUGGAAGCCAGUUUGUCGUGGCAAAAGAGUGCCACACAAGACCUACCGUUGAUCACGAUGGAUAAGGAAGCAUGCAAGUAUACACCGUGUCCGACUGUGGCCAAUCAACGUCAAACCUACACGAUAGAUGUGCCAAUCGAAAGUAAAUUCCCGCUUAAUCCCUACACAAUCAAAUGGACACUGAAAGCGCCAACGGGUCAGGUGUGCUGUUUUACCAUCGAUAUUAAGGUGGUGCGUUAAAUGAAAUGAAAUGAAAUGACGAUGGCGUAUGGCGGCGAGAUUGACGAUUUUAAUUAUUGUAUUUGUGAAAAAAGUCUUACCUUGAUGUUGUUGUAUUUUUUGUGUGUAAACGCCUUGAAUUAAAUAAAUCUCAUAAAUUUUGAUGUCGGCUUAAUUUAUGUUAAUUAUUAAGAGAUUUUGACUUAGAAGUUGUGAGAGAAAUUGUGAACACAUUAAGAAUUUCGGUGGAGUUAAGUAAAAAGC
Molecule: messenger RNA, 779 nt
Organism: Ceratitis capitata (Mediterranean fruit fly)
Lineage: Eukaryota; Metazoa; Arthropoda; Insecta; Diptera; Tephritidae
Product: MD-2-related lipid-recognition protein
Exons: 1
Coding region: 78-536 (152 amino acids)
Biological process (GO): sterol transport
Molecular function (GO): sterol binding
Source: RefSeq, a predicted model, not a curated record